UGAGGAGAGUAAGAGGACGUUUGACUACAAUGCUGAUCCAGAGAAAGCUAAACGCCAAAGACGUGAUGAUUAAGCUUCGGUUCAUGGAUGUUUUAGUCUUUGCUUUAUAGUUCAAGUAUUGACUUGGUCUUUUUAAAGUUUGCUUCAGUUUGAGUACUAUUUUGGUUUAUCUAAAGACAAUGCGUUGUUUCUUUCCCUUUCAGACUUUGUCAUUCAAUCAUUUGAACUACUUUUUUUAUAAUCACUUCUGUCUCUUUCUAUAUUUAUGUAUACUGAAACUUUCUUUAAAUCUGCUUGACUAAUCUGGUUGUUUGCUAUACUUUGUCUUCUAAUCGUUUGAACUGUCUUUUUGGUUUUGUUUGUAAAAUUAUUGUUUGAUUGAAUAAUGACUGUGCCUCACUUUUUUUUUAAUUAUAGUAACUCAGUUUCAACGUACCUUAACUAUUGUUUACUGUUUGCUUUACUUAUAUUAUAUAAGUAAUAUAUAAUAAAGUUUCGCAAUGACCUUAAACAACUCAUCAAGCUCUGAACAAUGGCAACCAUUCCCUUUCAUAACCACCUUCUCCCUAAGCCGGCCUUCUAAUCAGCUCACCAUAAUUUGCCGGGGGAUGUUGGCCGGCGAUAUAAAGAAGUUAAAGAAUCAAAGAGUUUGAAAAACGUGUAUAAAGAUCAAGAGUUUAAAUAAUACACGACUCACAAAAUUUUCCAAGAUUGCAUGAUUACAAAUAUGGUAAGGAAUCCCAUGUUAACGUAAAAUUUUCAUCUAAAAAGGAAAGUCAUAUAUUUCAUUAAACAAGCAAUACCAAUCUUUGACUAUUCAUUUCAAAGAGAAAAGAAAAAUACUUAAAAACAAACUCACCCAAAAAAAAUCAUCCUUCUCUUCCGUAGAAAAUAAGAUUUCUUAGGCAAAGUCUUUCUCUCCCAAAAACUCAUCUGUAUCUUCGUUACGUCAAUAAACCAUACCCGUGCUCACGUGUUGCUUUCUACCUUCAGGAAUGAGUUCGUUGUGGGGAUCGCUUCUCAACACUAUGGAUAACCCACCUACUGAUCAGCCCAACAAAGCUUCAGGUAAAUACAUAAUCUUCUGUCUCCUUAGAAGGAUCCAACAAUUAUGUUUUUCUUUUUUUUUGGGGUUUCUGUUUCUUAGUGGUCAAGGAAUUGAAAUAUUCAAUCCAAAUAAAAAAUAAAUAAAGACUUCAUAAGCCUUAAAGAAUCAAUAAAGUGAUAUGAAGCUAAUGGAUGAUUAAGUGCACUAACAAACAUAUAAACUAAACCCCAUAUAGAAACCAAACUAACGAAUCCGAGAAAAUAGAGCUUUGUAAUAUACAACAUUAGCAACGCAAAAACUUAUCUUUGAGGCGAGAAGACAUGAAGAAUAAGAAUUAAUAUGAAUUAAUUCCAAAUUAACAUAUAAAGUUCCAAAUUAAUUUUUUAACUCAAAAUCCUUCAAAUAAGAAUUUGUCAAAAAAAAAAAAUAUUAAUAUGAAAAGAAGUUGUACACACUAAAUAUUUAUUUGAAACAAAAAAACUCAAUAUACUAAUUCAAAAUUUUUAACUAAAAAAAAACAUAUAAACUUAGCUUCUGCUCACUAACAAACAUAUAAAUUUAGCUUCUGCUCACUCAACAUAUAAAGUUCCAAAUUGAUUUUUUAACUCAAAAUCCUUCAAAUAAGAAUUUGUCAAAAAAAAAAAUAUUAAUAUGAAAAGAAGUUGUACACACUAAAUAUUUAUUUGAAACAAAAAAACUCAAUAUACUAAUUCAAAAUUUUUUUUGAAAAGAAGAAUUAAUUUCAUUCUGAUCUCGAGAUCAUAUCUGUAAAAUAUUAUUUAUAUAUUUUUCUGUAAUUAUUAAAUAUCAUAGACAACUACAUAUAUAUGGAAAAUAAAAGAACAUUUCAGUAAUACUAAUUUAUUUCUGAAAAUAUAUCCCUGUGUGUAAUAAUUGUAGUUGGAAAUACAUGUAUCUUAUUUCAAUUUAUUGUUUUGUUUGUAAAGUUCUAAAGAACGUAUGCCCUUAAUUAAAAUCGCAUGUUUUACAGUUUCAUCUUACAUGCAACACAUUCCUCAAAGAAUCCACCAACUUCAAGAAGGGAUUUCAGUGCGUCCUAUCACGGUAUGUAUAAGAAAGGUUUGGGACAUCAGAAAACACCAAACAGAUAAUACUCAAAUUUGCAUCGGCUUCCUGUGCUACCACCACCACGUAAGCCUUUUAUUAACUUUAACAUAUACAUAUAUAUAUAUAUAUAUAUAUAUAUAUAUGCAUUUUCCAAUCCACCAUAUUUGAUUUAAGUAUUAUCUGUUUUAGCAUCCUACAAAACGAGAAGGAUAGGAAAUUUAAAGUUGUUAUCAUCACAAGCAUAAUUCAUAAACUUUCCCAAGGUAAAUAGUUUUAUUAAACACAUCAAAAAAAAUACAAAUCUAAAUUUUUUUUAUCAACAUAAUAAUAAAAUCUAAUAUUUUCCAGGCAAACUACUACUCCGUUCAUCACCAGCAACCAAUUUCUACUUCAACAAAUCAAUUGAUUACAUAAAGCAUUUCAAAAGGCGAAUAAGAGAUUAUGCGAGAACAUGCAGCAAAAAGUGAUUUUAAUUCAUGCAUCAUUCAGAUUAUUAUUCUCUUUUUCACAGAACUUGAUACCUAGAUUUAUUUACAUUUUAAACUAUUUUAUCAUUGUUUUUAUGUAAAUCUCUAAUUCUAUAUAAAAUCUAAAACUUAACUUCUGUUUUUCAAUCUUUGUUAAGCAAUUUAAAUAUAUAGAGAACAAAUUAAAAAGACAUAAUCCGCGCGUAGCGCGGACAAAGCAUCUAGUACUAUUUAAGAAUUUGUUCAACAUAGUUAAAGGCCGGAAGAGCAAUAAAGGGAUAUGUAUUCUCAAUAGUGCCGUGCCAAGUAAAGAAAUUUGGAUACAUUCGCUUAUGUCAAAAAAACUUUGUAGAAGAUUUACAGAGCAUCAUUUUGUUUACACACUAAAUCAUUGACAUUAUACAUUUAUACUCCUCACUUAUUCUCUAAAUUAUGAAUUAAAUGUUAAUUAUGGCAAUUAUUUAUGUAUCCUAAUUUUUUUAUUUUUUUUGUGUUUAUACAUAUGUUCAUCUUUUUUAGUUUGCCAUAAUAAUUCAUUUUUCUUCAUCUCUUAUAUCUAAUUUGUGUAACGCCAGCUAUAAAGCGACAAACAACCGUCUAGCUAAGAAGUACUAAACAAGGACGAGACUUCAAAAAAGACUCAUGGGAAAAUACAAAGAACUAUUCAGACCACACCGAACAAACCAGCACUAGGAUACGAGACAUGAAGAGGAACAAAUCAGAAUCGACCUGCCCCGGUGCUAAAAAGCCACUGGAGCCGAACACCUACAAGAGGACGAGGGAAGCUUAAGGGUUUAGAGGUUAGACCGUUAGAGCGCUAGUCUUACUAAUCUAAUCUAUCUGCAUAAACAUAUGCUUUGUUUAUAUUUUUUUAUCGUCAUAUAAAUUUGAAUAGUGAGAAAUAAUAAUUGAAUAGUAACAUCUUUGGAUAAUCGAAGAAAGAGAAGGUGGGGGAUGAUAUGUGAUCUCAAUCAAGAAAAGCCCAUAUGGCGUGUUCCCGUGGCCUCGCCACACCAAACCCCAUUUAUUCCAAAUGAAACCUGCAAUUAAUUGCCAACCCAAGCUUUGUCUAUUAAUGUAUUUUUGCCCUUAAUGAAAAUGAGCAAAAAAAAAAUGAAGAUAUAUGCAUAAAAAUAAUGUAUAUUUUGGUAUAGUAUCUUCCUAUAUGCUGACAAAAAAAAACAAUUCAUAAUUAUUUUUGCAAGCUGUUCAGUUUUUGUUUAUUUUCCUAAGACCUAAUAUUAAGAAAAUGCACACGAAGUUAUGCAUUAUGAAGAAACAUAAAUGCCGUUAACUAGAAUUCAAAACUGAUAAACAUAUAUGUUAAUGUUUAUUAAUUCAGUGCCAAUAUAUAUUAUAAAAGAAUGCAUUUUCUUUAAUUUCUAUUCAUUAUUAAUAUGUAUAUUUGUGAAUUUCACAAUACCAUGAAUUCAAACUGCAAAAUUGCAUGUUUAAGUAUUACUACCAAGUAGUGGAAGUUUAUUCCAACUUGUUUCUAGUUUUAAGAAUUUGUCCUUUUGCUCAAAGAUAACCUUUCGAGACUACAUUGACCUAUUUUAUACCUACUUACAAACAUAAAGAAACACAAAUUGUCGUCCGUAGUAUAUAUUUUGAGGGAUGUUUGGUAAUUCUUUAAUUAUUUUUUGACACGUUAAUAAAGUAACUUAAGAGAUACAUUGGUGCAAUUAAAGCAAUCUAAGCCGAUGAGGAAAUGCGUCGAGAUUUGUGAACAGUUUGCCUAAAUUUUAAGCUUAUCACUUAGAUAUAGUGUCAGAUAAAUACCCUUAAUUUGAAUAGAAGGCAAGGCGACAAUGCAAAUAUAAUAUAACACUUACGCGAGUAAAUAACGCAGUGGGGGUAACUUAAACAAAUUAUUAAAACAUCAUCAAAUGAACGAAUGUGUUAUGUACCAAGGUUGAUGAUAACAUCUCAACAGAAUCGUCGUCCAUAAAAGCAAUUAGAUCACAUAUUCCAGUGAAAUAAUCGUUUAGAUUAAAAAGAAAAAGAAUUAACAAAUGAAAACAAGUAAGAACCAAGAUUUUGAAGUUAAAUGGAUGAAUCAUGAAUUUAAUGUUUAUAAAGUAGACUGUCUCAACUGGAGAACAAUUUCACACACAACACAAGUCGUAUAACCGGAGGUUGUUUUGUUUCCUCACUUCAAAAUGCAAGAAAGUAUGUAUUUUAAGCUAUAUUAGAGAUUGACAUGCACGUCCGUACGGAUAUUAAUUUUAACUUUUUAAAAAAAAUAAAUUGUUAUCUUUUUCAUCAUUAGUGUUAUAUAUUUUUAUAAUAUUUUAGGUUCUUGUUCAAUCAGAAUUGGAUUCAAAUCAAAUCGGAUAAUAUGAUCACUUUUGGCUAUUUGGUUAUUUAUAGAUUAUUUUUAGCUUGAAUUCAAAAUAUCCGAACCAAAUCGGUUACUCGGUUAGUAUGGUUACUUUUGGUACAAAUAUCCAAACUUGUUUUGGAUACAUUAGUUUUGGAUAUUUUAAAGUUUCUACACAUCAAAACUGAAUCCAUCCAUAUUUGGAGGACUCGGCUCGAAACCCACCCAAAAUUUUAUAAUAUCUGGUGGGAGCUUAAUUUCCAAACUCAAUACCCGAAAGAAACAACUCGUACCUAAAUAGGUACCCAAAUGUCUAUGUCUAACUGAUAGUAAACAAAUAAAAAGAACUCUUUGUUAACCAAUUUGGAUUCUUAUCACAAAUAGAACAAUUUUAUUCAAUCAAGUCAAAUUAUUAUGAUUAAGAUGUAAAUAAAUAUUGUCGAAAUAUUAUAGUAAAGAUAAUUAAUGAAGUAGCUAAAAAAAUAAAUAAAGAAUGUAAAAGAUAAAAUAAAAAUACUUCAAAAUAUUUAAAUUUUGUUUUGUAAUUUUCUAUUAAAUAAUGUCGAAUUAUUUAGAAAAACAAUAAAUGAACUGGUUAAAAUUAAUUAAAAAUAGAAUAAAUAUCUGUAAAAAAUCACUUGAAAAUAUGAAAGUAUUGUUUUGUACUUCACUUUUAAAAGAAUAUAUUUUAAUAGAAUAGAUUCCUCGUAUUUAAUAUAGAUAUAGAAUAGGAUCUAAUUUCUCGAUCUGAAGGUGUUGCAUUUUUUAUAGAUUUUAUACAUUAAAUUUUUUAAAUUAAAAUUCAUUAAUCCGCAAGCCAAGGAAUAAUUUUUGAAAUUUGUAAAUGACUGAUAUUAAUAGUUAAUAGCUAAUAUUAUAAUUGUUUUUGUUAGUUUUUAAUGUAUAUAUAUAUAUAUAUAUGUGUGUGUGUGUGUGAUAUAUGGAUCUGUAUUGUUUGUAUGAAUCAAGCACAACCAAAAAUAUAUACGUAUGAACAAAUCGGUUUGAUGUAUAUAGAUUUUGUUUGUUUGUAAAAGAUUGAAAAAUCGAUUAAUGUACAAAAAUAACUAAAUUAAACCAUACAUUGCUUUGUAUAUAGGGUAUAUCGGUAAGAGGUGAGGAAGAAAAGAAGAUAAAUUGUUGUUGUUUAUUAUUAAAGAAAGAAUUGUGUAUACAAAUGAAAGCAUAAAGCUAUGUAUAUCAAUGAUUGUAUGCUGAACAUUGAAAUGGGGGAAUAAGAAAUGUCCGUAUAUGAUAGGAUUAUAGUAAAUAAUUUUGGCGUUUUUUAGUUAAUAACAAAUUUAGAAUAAUGCAUUAAUUCAAUAGUAAAACUGCAAAAGACAAAGGAAACAUAAAUAUAGGUUCAAUUAAUACAUCAGUGGCAUUGUAGUGUAAAUAACUUAUAAAACUAAAAAGUAAUUUAUAUUUAUAAUUCUGUUUUAAUAAAUUAGAUUACCGCUCUGAAACAAGAUAUCCAAGAGAAACAUAGACAGCAUAGUUUAAGAGUGAAGAUGAAAAAUAGUAAAAAUAUGUUUGAACACAAAAAGAGAGAAAAUAUAUUAAGAAACUUGAAAGUCAAAUGUAGUCCAUGCAGGAACUGGUACAGAACACAUGGUCGGAUUCCAAAAUGAGUCAACUCCUCGGAUCUUACAAACCUUACCAAUCUAAUUAAGUGGGAAGUGUCUGUAUAUUACUACUAUACAUAAUACUUAUCUCAAUAACUCGUAAAUAAAUAUAUUUUUCAUUCAGUGUUUAAUUUAACAAAUAUUCUAUCCCAAAUAAAGUCAAUACGCAAAUACUGAAGGAGUAAUGAGUUUAGUUUACCCGCCCCCGCCCCCCUACUUAAGUGAUAAAGAUAUAAUACCAUUUUGAUGGUUAGUAAUCACAAAAACUGGAAGAUUAGUAGUCUAAUCAACUAUAGUUAUUGAUUUUAUCAGCUAUAGUUGUUGGUUUAUGAUUAUUGAUAUCUGGGAGGAAAUAAAUAAUAACGUUUAUUGAAUUAUCUUUGUUAAAAACGUUAACCAAUAACUAUCAAUCAACUUUGGUGAACAAAAAGUUCGAUUUUACACGUCUGUCAACUUGUUUGAAUCUCCUUAACAUUUUUUACCAAAAAAAAAACUUGUUUGAAUCUCAAAAACAAUAACUCGUACUUUUUUAAUUCAACAAAAAUUGCAACUUGUUUGUUUUCUUUAUCAUGGUCUGGCCUUGUACUUUAUGUAAAUAACUAAAGCCACAAUAGCUACUUUAAAUGGUAUUUAUAAAUUAUAAUCAUAUAUCAUCCGUACAAGAAAAAGUUGCACUUUGUCCACACCAAUACAGUGGAAACGAACACUAUAUUCAAGUAAAACUCGCUCUCAAAUACGAAGCUAAAGUUAUCAAUCUUUGUCUGAAGACGAACACGCCCAAGAAAAGAAGAAAACAAAUCUGCACAAAGCAUUGAUGAACGAAGAACACUUCACGUUUCAGUGAGUCUCUUUUUUUUUUCUCCACCUCUGAAUGUCCUUUUUGCUCACAUUUUCGUUGUUGUGGUCCUACUUGGUAUUCUUACAGCUGUUUCGUUUUGUGUUGUGUUAUGUCGGUGCCUUAAUUUCAACUUCCUUUUUUAGUUUUCACAUGUCGACAUUUUUUUCCCCGUAAAAUAAGUCUAUACUCUGUUGCAGGGUUUUGCGGUCUUGUUUUGCUUGUUACCUAAGCGACUCAAAAACUUUUCCCCUGUUUUCUUGCUCACUAGUCGUUCAUUUCUGAAACAGUUUCACAUCUCAUGGGUUUCCUCUUUUAAUCACACAAAGCUCGUCUUCUUGCUCAUCAUUACUCGAUACUAUUAGAUCUUUUGUGUACAGUUGUAUAUACAAACAAAAGUGUCUGUCUGAUCCCAAAAUAUGGGUUUAGUUCUCUUCCCUAUUUUUCUGGAAAUUUAAUGUCCCCAAGUUGAUAUUCUUGUGGCAUAAUGGGUUUUUCUUCAUUGAUAAAGUAAAGCUUCUUGAUUCACGGUUCAUUACACCUGUAAAGUUUUGAGACUUCUCGUGUUGUUAAAGAGAAAAAAAGCAAUGGGUUAUGGUAACUCAAGAUCUGUGAGAUUUGAAGAAGAUUCAGAAGUAACAAAGCCACAAGCUGUACAUGAAGAAACUGCGGUAAAGCUCAAGUUCAAAAUCAAUGGAGCUCAAAUCUCUCCUAGAAAAAAUGUAAAGAAGAUGACUAGAGGGAAGUCUUUUAAAGAUAAAGUACUCUCCAGAGUGUUCACUGAGGAUCUUGGGAGAGUUAAAAACAAAAUCCUCGAUCCUCGUGGACAGACAAUAAGAAAAUGGAACAAACUCUUUCUCAUAGCAUGUUUGGUUUCUCUGUUCGUGGAUCCUCUGUUUUUCUUCUUACCGGUCAUGAGAAAAGAGGCUUGUAUCACCAUUGGAAUCAGACUCGAAGUUGUUCUCACAGUUAUUAGAUCUUUGGCUGAUGCUUUCUACAUCGCUCAGAUUGUUAUACGGUUUAGAACGGCUUACAUCGCCCCUUCUUCUCGUGUAUUCGGUAGAGGAGAGCUUGUGAUUGAUUCAAGAAAGAUUGCUUGGAGGUAUCUCAACAAAAGCUUCUGGAUUCAUUUGGUUGCUGCUUUGCCUUUACCUCAGGUGUUGAUUUGGAUCGUAAUACCAAAUCUAAGAGGCUCACCAAUGACAAACACCAAGAACACUCUUAGAUUCAUCAUCAUAUUCCAGUAUGUUCCAAGGAUGUUCCUUAUAUUCCCUCUCUCUCGCCAGAUCAUUAAAGCCACUGGUGUUGUAACUGAGACUGCUUGGGCAGGAGCCGCCUACAACCUCAUGCUAUAUAUGCUAGCAAGCCAUGUUUUAGGUGCUUGUUGGUACUUGCUUGCAGUUGAGAGGCAAGAGGCUUGCUGGAGACAUGCUUGCAACAUCGAGAAACCGAUUUGUCAAUACAGAUUCUUCGAGUGCAGAAGGCUUGAAGAUCCUCAAAGGAACUCUUGGUUCGAAUGGAGCAACAUAACAACUAUAUGCAAACCUGGAACUAGGUUUUACGAGUUCGGUAUAUACGGAGAUGCAGUAACUUCAACUGUUACUUCAUCAAACUUCAUAAGCAAGUACUUCUACUGUCUCUGGUGGGGACUGAAGAACCUCAGUUCCUUGGGACAAAAUCUAUCCACGAGCACUUACGUUGGUGAGAUUAUCUUCGCUGUUGUCAUGGCGACUCUAGGGCUUGUCCUCUUUGCAUUGCUUAUUGGAAAUAUGCAAACAUAUUUACAGUCGACAACCAUGAGACUUGAAGAAUGGAGGAUAAGGAGGACAGAUACAGAGCAAUGGAUGCACCAUAGGCAGCUUCCUCCAGAGCUAAGACAAGCCGUGAGAAAAUAUGAUCAAUACAAGUGGUUAGCCACAAGAGGAGUCGAUGAAGAAGCUUUAUUGAUAAGUCUUCCUCUUGAUCUCCGAAGAGAUAUCAAACGCCAUCUAUGUUUUGAUCUUGUUCGACGUGUUCCGCUGUUCGAUCAAAUGGACGAAAGAAUGCUUGACGCGAUCAGCGAGAGGCUAAAACCGGCAUUAUUCACUGAAGGUACGUUUCUUGUGAGAGAAGGCGACCCGGUCAAUGAAAUGCUCUUCAUAAUCAGAGGCCAUCUUGAUUCUUACACAACAAAUGGAGGCAGAACCGGGUUCUUCAACUCUUGUCUCAUAGGACCAGGAGAUUUUUGCGGUGAGGAGUUGCUUACCUGGGCGUUAGAUCCACGUCCGGUUGUGAUCUUACCGUCUUCCACACGCACCGUCAAAGCCAUUUACGAAGUUGAAGCGUUUGCUUUGAGAGCUGAUGAUUUGAAGUUCGUGGCUACACAGUUUAGGAGAUUACAUAGUAAGCAGUUGAAACAUAAGUUUAGGUUUUACUCUCAUCAAUGGAGAACUUGGGCGGCUUGUUUCAUACAGGCUGCUUGGAGACGGCACAAGAAGAGGAAGUAUGCGACUGAGCUGAGGGUUAAAGAGGAGUUUCAAUGUAUGUUUGAGACGGCCUCGAUGGUUAGGCUAAACAGUGGGAAGUUUACUCGUAGUGGGUCGGAUUCUGGUAUGGUAUCUUCGAUUCAGAAACCAGUAGAACCGGAUUUUUCUAGUGAAUGAAAUUGAUAUAUGAUUUGCUUUGGAAUUUUUUUUUUUGUAUAAUUAAUGUGUAUUAUUUAACUGUAACUCUUUUAAUCGUUUGAAAAUGUUAUUAAGUUGUUUGAGCACCUAAGGUGAGAUAUGUCGAGCAAUGCUGUUUGCUUUCAGGUUUUCUUGUUCAAUUUGACAAUUAACAAGAUCCUCUCGUAUCAUUGGGUUAUAUGCUUAGUAUGUUGGGAUUGUAAAAUUCCAUGUCUAACUCUAUCUUAUAUUAUUAGUACGAUAUUGUCCACUUUGGGCUGGCCCGCAUGGAUUUACUUUUGGUUUCCUUCCCAAAAGGCCUCGUACUAUUAGAGUUGGACUUCUCUUUAUAUAUUAGACUUUCCUUUGUCAAAUAUCCGAUGUGGGACUUAACUUGUUAUCUCACAUUCUUCCCUUCAAGCUAAGGACCACAUUCAUCUCAUAUGUUUCCUUCGGCGAAUCAUCUUCGGCACCACCUUGUACCAGUAAUCGCAGGGCUUUCUUUGAGAAUGUUUUUUUCCCACUACACAUCACAGGUUCCAUGAUCUUCUGACGUUUCUACAACAUACUUUCUCUUUCUUCUUCUACCCGUUCUUACUUAAAAGGUAUUUUAGUCUUCUUGCAUCUCUUUGUCAAACCUGGCUCUGAUACCAAUUGUUGGGAUUGUGAAAUCCCAUGUCCAACUCUAUCUUAUCUUAUUAGUACGAUAUUGUCCACUUUGGGCUGGCCCGCAUGGAUUUACUUUUGGUUUUCUUCCUAAAAGGCCUCGUACUAUUAGAGUUGGACUUCUCUUUAUAUAUUAGACUUUCCUUUGUCAAAUAUCCGAUGUGGGACUUAACUUGUUAUCUCACAUAGUACAAGUGCGAUUAGCUUGGCCAUACUUCAACCUUAGGUAGUGCUUCAAGAAAAAUCUUCCGAGUCCACCACAAUUAUGACAUCAUUAGGAUGUAAAUCUUGGCAGCUUUGAAGCGCACAUUUCCCACAUCUUAGUUCUGCAAUGGUUCUAUUUGGCUAGCAUGUAAAACCGUCCCUAGCAUGAAUAGAACGCACCAUUACUAUCUCUAGCAAGCAAGGCUCCACCUAAAUUUAUAACUUUUUAAAUUAUAUUUUUUUCCAGCAAUUCAAUGUCGGAUAUAUAAACACUAAAUUUUUAGAAAAUGAGAAAAUGAGCUUAACUGGUCUGUCAAAUAAAGAGGAAUAGUAAUAAAAUAUCUGAAUAAUUGUUAGUGGAAUAAACUUAACGAAAUAAUUGUGUUCAGCAUAAACACAACACACACACCCCUAAGCUGAACGAGAUCUGUUAAAAGAUCAUAAGAAAAUGAUAAUUUUCUUGGAGACUACGGAUGAUAUCACAUGAAGAUAUGGAAGCACACGGAAGAUACUUGCUACGAAGCUGCACCCGAGUUUGUGGAAGCAUAGUUUCUUUUUGAAAGAGCUAUUGUAACCUAAACAAAUCAGUUGUAACCACUAUAUGUACCUCAACGCCUGCACUUCCUCAGAACUGCCCCUAGUAACUGCACUUGGAAGAUGUUUUUCUUUUGGUAGAAUACCCAAAAUAAGCAUUAAAAAUAUAAAAGUUUUUUUUUGGUAAAAUGUUAAAUUUAUAAAAUAUAAAAGUUGUCAUAAAAUCAUGUCCAUAAAAAUUAAUGAAAAAACUGUAGACAAUAAGGCUAUUUUGUCUUACGGCAUAUCUAACUAAUCAAUUAAGAGUCUUUCACUUGUUGAUUCAUGUCACUGGAUGCAAGAUCAAAUAAAUUAUGCAAUAGCUUGAGAUAGAUGCCACAAACAUCCCCUAUAUUAAUAGAAAAAGAUUUAAAAAGUUGAAACUUUAAAUUUGUAUUAAUUAAAAAAAAGUUUUGUUUAGGUGUCACUUAAUUAUGAUAUUAAUUUGGCUUACGUAGCAACAUAAGAAUCAAUUGAAAAAUUAGUAAGUUCAAAAUCCAAUCGCUAAGAAAAAUUAUAUUUAUCCAAACAUAAAUAUAUAUGAUAUGAUAAACUUAAUACUCGACGAUCUCAUUAAAUUAAUACUCGGCGAUCUCAUUAAAUAAGAUUUUUUAAAUGGUUCAAAGUUGAUUUAUAUUGUGAUCCAACAUAAUACUUUUUUUAAAGUGUAAGGUAUACUCUUAGUAUGUUUUAUUUGGAAAGCAAUUAAAAUCAAAGUUUGUUAUAUAUUAUGGCCUAAGUAUUGCAUAAUUUUGCUAUAAAUCGAAACUAAUGAUUUUUAAGUGUUUUUUUAUUAAUAUCAAAGAGACGCUUUGAUAAAAAAGAGUAAAGAGACGCAACUAUUCAAAUUUGUUUUGUUGAUAAAUAAAAAAAGAAUAUUGUUCGGUUCUCAUGCCUUUCUCGCCUACAAAAACUUAUAUAAAGAGUAAUACAUAAAUUAAGUUCUUUUAUUACCAAACGAACUUAUAUAUCAAAUAUUUUUCCUUGCAACACAAUUCUUUAGAACUUAUAUUAUGAAAUUUAUAUUGAAGAUUAAGAAAAAGCUUUGUCCCUGCCUAAUUUUUUUCGUAGUUUAGAAAAACAUUAAUAAUGACCUUUCGUAAUAGUUGAUGAUAUAUAUCACGUUAACCUAACUUUCAUCAUAUACAAAGUAUCGGUUGCACACAAAUAAUACUAUCAUCUUUCUAUACUUGGGCCUUAAGUAUAAUAAUAUUCGGGCUGCAAAAUUUUAUGUUGUCUUAAUGUGACCCAUUACCAAACUAUAAUUCAAAUUAUAAGCUUAAUCCAUUAAUUUGUAAUUAUCAUUUUAGUUUUAAUUUUCUAUCUUAUGUUGUCAAAAAAGUAAAAAUCUGAUAUUCUGAAAAUAGUGUAACUUCAAUAUAAAAAAAAUUAUUUAUUGAUAUGUUAGUAAAAGAAAAUAUCCAAAUGUAUCGGCCCAACAUAUAGUUGAUUAUAUAAACAAUAAAAAUUGUAUACAUAUAGAAACAAUUUGAUCAUAAAUAAAUUUUAAAUUUGUCAAUACAAUAUGUUUAAUUAAAAAACAACUACUUAUUUUGGAUUAUCUAUAAUUGAAUUCGCUUAAAUGUUCUUUUUAAUUUCAGUUGAGCCGAAGGAGGAUCAAUCGUAAAUUUCCGGUAUUAUUAUCGUUAGAAGACAAUAAAAAUCCUAAUUUUGAACCAAAUUUUCGUGAUACACAAUUUUAGAAUCAAUCUCUUUUGGUAAGUUUAAAUUAAUUGUUUUCAUACCAGCUGUUUAAAUAAAUAAGAAAUUUUUCCACCAAGUUAACGCUUCCACCGAAUUUUUAAGCUUGGUACAAAAUUUUGAAGAAGUUAUAUAUGGUAAGUUUAAUUUACGAUAAUAAUAUACUUUGUCACAAAGUCUAUAAUUUCUACCUUUGAAAACAACUUGCCAAAUAUGUUUGUGGUAGUUAUUGAAAAUUUAAAAAAAUGUUGGUUCAAUGUAUCAUGCUAAAAUAUGGUUUCUAGAUAAUUAAUGCUAUUUAUUUUAAUUUUUCAAACAAUCCAAAAACCUACCUAUGCCUACUAUAUAUAUACGGUUGAGUUUUCCCUUAGAAAUGCCAUCAAUCUUUUUCACAACUCUUAAUUUAUGAUUAUAGGAGUAUCAAUGAUAUCCCAUUUUAAUUGUUUGAUUUGGGCUUCAUAUUUUUUAUAUGUGUACCAAAUAUUUAUAGUUGAUUAAUUAUUCUAUAUUGAGAAAAACACAAAUAUCAAAUAUAUUUUGACCACAAGAACACAUGUAUUCAGAAAUCAUCAGAUUUUGCAAUAUAAAACAUAAUUUUUUUAAUAAUUAUUUCACCAUGCGCUUUGCGCUUAUCCUAGUAUCUAACUAAUCAGCAAACCCUGUGGAAGAGAAAAGCAUAAUCUCAUAUCUACCUGGGCAUACAAAUUUAAUGUCGUGGCAAUUUUUUCAAGAAUAGGCAGACCCACGUUAAAAUAGGGUUCAUUUGUGUAAUAACCAAAUUUAGAAGUAAAAUUAAAAUAUAUCAUUAGUCUUGACAUAAUUAGAUCUCAUUGCAUUUGUUUCACUUUCUCCCAAUUUUGUUCUUUUUAAAGUCGGUUUCCAGUUACAUAAAAAAAGAAGCAAAACAAUGGUACUGAUUAUUCUGGCGGUGGUUGUUAGGCAGUGGCUCAACGGCUAUGGUGGUGAGGGUGAUGACUACGAUAAGGGUGGUUACAAAUGAAAUGGCGGUGGUUGUUAGCGCGGCAGAUAACACGACGGAGAUGGUUGUGACUCAGUAAGGGUGAUGACUACCAUAAGUAUGGUCUUUUGUAAUGUAAAACUCAUAAUGGUAUAUAACAUACUGUAGUAUGAAAUAAACUAAAUAGCAUGGUACAUACAAUAAUUUUAUCAAAUAGCAUAUUAUAUUAUAAAAUCAUAAUAUGUUUACAUGCUCGACAUAUACAAGUGUUUUCAAUCUUUAUAUCUAUCUUAUAGAUAGUAAGCAACAUGAAAUAAAAUUAUAAAUAACAUGUAAACAUAAAUCUUUCAUCAUACGAGAAUAUACAAAUAAAAAAUAUAAAUAGAAUAGAACAUGCUAAAUAGUAUAGUUCAUAUUAAUGAAAUUAUAAAAUGGAGAUCAAAAUUGUAAAAGGGAGGAGGUGGUGGUGUACGAGGAGUAGCAAGAAGAGGAGAGAGGAGCAAGAGAUACAGAAGAGAGAGAGAGAGGACUUAAAGAAAUAUGAUGUAAUGUUAGUAUUAUUAUUCUAUAUAUAUAUGUAAUAUAAAAUAUAAAAUAUUGCAUAAAUACCACUGUUCAUCUUCUUCAAUUUUUAUUUCCAUUUUUACUAUUAUGUGUUGAAUCAACCCAAACCUUCUAUAAAUUAUACCCAAAACAUUAAUCACUAAACUCUAGAAAUAAAUAUAAACUCUAACUCAAAUAUCAAAAUAUACACAUAAUACAUAAUAUGAAACAUUAUCAAAAUAAAAUAAUAACAAACAAAAUAACAUUAUACAUAUUGUUCAAAUUUUGAAAUGACUAUGAUUGUAGGGAAUGAGGUAAUGCUUACCUUAACAUCAACCCAAACCUUCCAUAAAGUAAACCCAUAAUUAAACUAAUCACUAAAUCCUAAAAUAAAAUAUAAAUUCUAACUCAAAUAUCAAAAUA
This is a messenger RNA of Brassica rapa (field mustard), 15076 nucleotides long. Its product is annotated as putative cyclic nucleotide-gated ion channel 15. Gene Ontology annotation, molecular function: voltage-gated potassium channel activity. NCBI's taxonomy places the organism in Eukaryota, Viridiplantae, Streptophyta, Magnoliopsida, Brassicales, Brassicaceae. The record is from RefSeq and is a predicted model, not a curated record. Gene Ontology annotation, biological process: potassium ion transport; transmembrane transport. Gene Ontology annotation, cellular component: membrane.